Messenger RNA from Mesoplodon densirostris (Blainville's beaked whale), 1278 nucleotides. RefSeq names its product synaptotagmin 13 (gene SYT13). NCBI's taxonomy places the organism in Eukaryota, Metazoa, Chordata, Mammalia, Artiodactyla, Ziphiidae. The transcript is spliced from 6 exons. Gene Ontology annotation, molecular function: phosphatidylserine binding; clathrin binding; syntaxin binding. Gene Ontology annotation, biological process: regulation of dopamine secretion; cellular response to calcium ion; calcium-ion regulated exocytosis. The coding region runs from base 1 to 1278 and encodes 425 amino acids. The record is from RefSeq and is a predicted model, not a curated record.
AUGGUGCUGUCGGUGCCCGUGAUCGCGCUGGGCGCCACGCUGGGCACGGCCACCAGCAUCCUCGCGCUGUGCGGGGUCACCUGCCUGUGCCGGCACAUGCAUCCCAAGAAGCGGGUGCUGCAGCGGGACCUGGACCCCGAUCCGGAGAAGGCGAAGCCCGGCGUGCUCCGGUCCCAGCAGUUCAACGUCAAAAAGUCCACCGAGCCCGUUCAGCCCCGAGCCCUCCUCAAGUUCCCAGAUAUCUACGGCCCCAGGCCGGCUAUGACGGCCCCCGAGGUCAUCAACUACGCUGACUACACGCUGAGGACCACAGCGGAGCCCGCCGCACCUGCCAGCCCCCAGGCCCCGAAUGACAGCCGCCUCAAGAGGCAGGUCACAGAGGAGCUGUUCGUCCUUCCUCAGAAUGGUGUGGUGGAGGAUGUCUGUGUCAUGGAGACUUGGAACCCAGAGAAGGCUGCCAGAUGGAACCAAGCUCCCAAACUUCACUACUGUCUGGACUACGACAAGCAAAAGGCUGAACUAUUUGUGACUCACCUGGAAGCUGUGACCAGUGACCAUGAUGGAGGCUGUGACUGCUAUAUCCAGGGCAGCGUGGCCAACACGAUGGGCUCCGUGGAGGCCCAGACGGCCCUGAAGAAGCGGCAGCUGCACACCACGUGGGAGGAAGGCCUUGUGCUCCCCCUGGCGGAGGGGGAGCUCCCCACGGCGACCCUGACACUGACCCUGAGGACCUGCGACCGCUUCUCUCGCCACAGUGUGGCUGGGGAGCUGCGCCUGGGCCUGGACGGGGUGUCGGUGCCUCUAGGGGCCGCCCAGUGGGGCGAGCUGAAGACUUCAGUUAAGGCGCCGUCUGCAGGAACGGGAGAGGUCCUUCUCUCCAUCAGCUACCUCCCGGCUGCCAACCGCCUCCUACUGGUGCUGAUUAAGGCCAAGAACCUCCACGCUAAUCAGUCCAAGGAGCUCCUGGGGAAGGAUGUCUCUGUCAAGGUGACCUUGAAGCACCAGGCUCGGAAGCUGAAGAAGAAGCAGACGAAACGCGCCAAGCACAAGAUCAACCCCGUGUGGAACGAGAUGAUCAUGUUUGAGCUGCCGGAUGACCUGCUGCGGGCCUCCAGUGUGGAGCUGGACGUGCUGGGCCAGGGCGCCGAGGGGCAGAGCUGCCUGCUAGGGCGCUGCAGCCUGGGCCUGCACGCCUCGGGCUCCGAGCGCAGCCACUGGGAAGAGAUGUUGAAGAACCCGCGCCGGCAGAUUGCCAUGUGGCACCAGCUGCACCUGUAG